AUGACACUUUCCCAAUGUAAACGUAUAUUUGCAUGUUCGUCGUCGUACUCAAUACAAUUACAAUCUUUCUUAUCGGCGCGAGAAUAUAUCAUCAAAUUUGAGGAGUCAAGACCCGAUCCGAUAUCCGGAAUCGAGACACCAUUCACUAAGUCGUUACUACGUCCCGCACAAGUAUAUCAAGCGGCCAUUGAUCCAUCACUACCGCGACCUAAACAUUAUUUUCUCGAUCAGAGUGAUGAGAAGUUGUUGUUUCAUACAAUGCCAAAAGCGGCAAAAGAAUUGAAUAGACAAGAAAAGCCGGUGAAUCUUGAUGAUGAUGCCGUUGGAAUUAAGGAUGAAGAUGAGAAAGCUGCAACUUUGGAAAAAAUUGUUGCAUUGCAUAAUACGAACGCUAAAGCUAUCUCGCUGUAUAAUAUUCGUCGGGCGAUCAAAGAAUUUGGUAGAUUUGAAGGAGACACGGGAAGCCCUGAAGUCCAAGCUGCUGUCUGGACGGUUCGUAUUCUCAAUCUUCAUGAGCACAUCAAGAACAACCGCAAAGACAAACACAAUUAUAGACAGUUACGAAUGAUGGUGCACAAACGACAAAGCAUGCUCAAAUAUUUGAAGCGGCAAGAUUUGGGACGAUAUUUUAAUUGUUUGAAACGGUUGGGAUUGGAUCAAAAAACUAUUGAAGGGCAAAUUGUUAUUUAA
Molecule: messenger RNA, 690 nt
Organism: Ambispora leptoticha
Lineage: Eukaryota; Fungi; Glomeromycota; Glomeromycetes; Archaeosporales; Ambisporaceae
Source: the annotation of a GenBank genome assembly